Messenger RNA from Anastrepha ludens (Mexican fruit fly), 1443 nucleotides. RefSeq lists its product as uncharacterized. Gene Ontology annotation, molecular function: acyltransferase activity, transferring groups other than amino-acyl groups. NCBI's taxonomy places the organism in Eukaryota, Metazoa, Arthropoda, Insecta, Diptera, Tephritidae. Bases 398 to 1348 code for a protein of 316 amino acids. The record is from RefSeq and is a predicted model, not a curated record. The transcript is spliced from 5 exons.
AUACUUGAACAAAUGCGUCAGUCUGCAUUUUUCUAUUGUGAAAAUAAACUGUACAAGUAAAAAAUUUACUACUCGUAUAAUUUGAAGAGAAGUUCUAUACAAUUCUAUGAAAACAGUGCAGUUUCAAUUGUAUUUUUGAUUAGUUACGACAAUAGUUUCACAAACACUUUUCUUAUCUGAAGGCUGAAGUCGUCAAAACAGAGAGACGCUCAGCUAACAUAUCAGCAGCAGUAGUACGAGUAGAAACAAAUCUGAAUGGACUGUCGCCUAACAGUUUGUUGCUUAAACUAACAAAAACUCGUACAUUCAUUCGAAAAACAACAACAAUUACUACCUCAGUAUCUGUCAUAUAUCUUCUUACCUAUAUAGCGAACUUAUACUGCCAACACUAUCGAACAUGCCUGCCACAGCCACUGCUAUAUCCUCCACACCUUUGGCUGUACCGGCAGCGGCCAAUUCGCAACUCACUGCCAUCAGCGAAAUCAGUGAACUGCAUCAAUUGCGUGAUUUAUACCGUCGUGAUUGGCCUGCCCACUGUGUGGGCUACUAUUGUCUGAGCAAUUUCAUUGACUGGGUGGAAAAUCGUCAGCAGCUGAGCUCAGUGGCGGAUAUGAAAAAUCUACAGAUUUUCACACUGGACAGCGAUUGGCAUAGCGAUGGACUUUUUCUGAUUGUGGAUCGCUAUCAGCUCUUUGUAAACUCUCUGUUGGCCAGCGAGGACAGUGAACGUCUAACCAAAGCAAUCAGUCUACUCAACUGGACUUGGCCAGGCUACAAAGUUAGCUCUUUUCGUGAACGUCAUCGUCUCUCAGUGCUGAGUGUAGUACGCGACAAGAAAUUAACAACAGAGUACGACAGCCUGACUGUUAUGUACUACAAGCCCAGCGCGGAAGUACUGCAGUUACCAAUAAGCUGUUCCGCCAACUACGUGCUACGCCCUUUAAACGCCGCAACUGAUGCUGAGGAAAUCGAUACACUCUGGCCCAAUCGUCAUCAGGGCUCCCUAUUUUUGAUUAAACGUCUCAUCGAAUGGAAUGCGAAUAUCGGCGUUUACACCGCAGACACCGACGAGCUUGUUGCAUGGUGCUUGCGCCUUCAGGGUGGUUUUCUCGGUGCACUGCAAGUGAAAGAAAAUCACAAGCGUCGCGGUUUGGGUAGCCUGGUGGCUGCGGCUACUGCGCAACGCAUAGCAGAGCAGGGCGAUGAUGUAAUGGCGUUGGUGAACAAGAAUAAUAGUGCCUCACGUGGCAUGUUCGACAAGCUGGGAUUCAAAGUUGUCGAUAACUGCUACUGGCUGCGAACAUUGCCCACCCAGAAUGUGGAGAUCCCUUGGCCAGAUGGCGAGUAAAGGAUAGAGCGUUUAAGCGAUUUAAAUGAAUAGAAUUUUAGUGAAAUAUGAAAUAAAUGCAUUAACUUGUAAAUAGUGAAUGAACUUUAAGCUGA